Messenger RNA from Ipomoea nil (Japanese morning glory), 1380 nucleotides. Its product is annotated as UPF0481 protein At3g47200-like. The coding region runs from base 1 to 1380 and encodes 459 amino acids. Lineage: Eukaryota; Viridiplantae; Streptophyta; Magnoliopsida; Solanales; Convolvulaceae. The record is from RefSeq and is a predicted model, not a curated record. The transcript is spliced from 2 exons.
AUGAUGAGAGCUCCACCACCCAUUGCCGCCGCAGCAGGGAGGUUUCUCCAUGAGAUUGACAGAGAAUACGGCGGCGAGCUUUUCCGACAUGAUGAUCACGUCAUCAUCAAUAUCAAUGAAGAAGGAGGGGAGGAGUGGGAAGUUGGAGGAGGUGGUGGUGAUGACGACAUUAUUAAUAAUAUUCCUAGACUCGUGUCUAUCGGCCCUAACCAUUAUGGAAAUCCCAGCCUUUCAAAAAUGGAAACUCACAAAACAAACCUUCUUCAUCUUCAAUCCAGGAAAUGGAAUUCCCACAUGGAACCAUCCCUCAGAAUGGCUUUGCAAGGACUGGAAGGGAGGGCUAGGAAUUGCUAUCCUCCUCAUAUUUCCAACCAUCUGGAUAGGGAUACAUUCGUGAACAUGAUGCUCAUAGACUCCUUCUUCCUCAUCAACCUCUUCAUGGAUUAUGCCAAAUUUUGCAAGGGUGGUGACGGAGGAUUACUCAACAACAAUGGUGUUUUCAGAGGGCGUAGGGUGCUGCCAAAAAUUUCCCAAGAUUUACUAAUGCUAAAGAAUCAACUCCCAUUUUUCAUUCUUGCCAAAGUUUAUGUUAUACUCACCAAUAACCAAUCUUCACCAGAUUCUUUGAAGAAGUUGGCGCUUCAAUUCUUCAAACAAUUAGUCCCUUUUGGGAAAGUGGCAAUAAUAAUGGCAGAUAAUAAUGAUGACAGUUCUAGCCCAAAAACCCCCAAACAUUUACUGGAUCUGUUUCACAGCAGUUUUGCUAAUGUGGGCAGACAAGAACACAACAUAACAUCAUCAUCAUCAUCGAAACAUAAAAUGGAAGAAACAACUAAGUUUUGGGUAAACAGUGCUUCGACACUAAGGUCUAAUGGGGUUACAUUUGCUGGAACCAAAUCUGGGAAGCCACUGGACAUUCAGUUUAGCAGCUGGCUAGGAGAGCUGAGAAUUCCAACGUUUUGUAUUGACGACAAAAACAUCAUCGUCCUCAAGAAUUUGUUGGCAUACGAGCAAAGCUCACGUGAAGUGAAGCCCUAUUUCACUUGCCUAGCAGUGUUCUUCUCCAACAUCGCCGCCACAAAGGGCGACGUCAAGAUUCUGAGGGAGGCAGGGAUCAUCCGACACCAUCUUGGUAACGAUGAAAAGGUUGUCGGUCUCUUCCAUGAACUCUACAACACCAUUGAGUGCAGCUCAAGGGACGAUUGCCUGAUCAAAUGUCAACUUCACCGUAUCAACAGAUAUGUGACAUCUGUUCCAUGCAAGUUUAUCAGUUACCCCAAGAGAAUACUAGCCAACCCGGUCCAUUUGGUUGUGUUUUUUGUUGCCCUACUUUUUUCUUUACCACCUGAUACCUUUGAACAUUCCAAAAUUAGAGUCUAG